CAUUAAUUCAACUAACAGAAGUCAUUAAAGACAGAAAUCUGCGCUAAUAUUUACUGUUACCACUGUCGCUGUAAAAAAUAUCGACCUCGUGAAUCCGACAACUCUGGCGUUAAAAACGACAGUUGAAAGUUGAAACAAACACGCACGCGCAGUCAGCCUUCCUCUUCAUCCGCUCUUCUUUCUCCUAUUCGAAUCUUCAAUUCAGUUUCGAUUCUGUAUUCUCUGCAAUUGUUUAUUGUAUUUGAAAAAAACUCUGCAAAUCAAAGUCAAUCAAACCCCUUUUGUUUAUUUUCUUAAAAAUUUCCCCCAGAAAGAAUAUGCCCAUCUCAAACUUUUGUUACUUUGUCUUAUCAUUCCACAGUAAAUAUAUAUAACUGACACACCCCAGAUGGACGUUUGUGGUUACUGUAGUCUUUGUGGUCCAAAUCCUUUGUCAUUUUAGCUUUCAAAUAGUUGAGGAUUGACAAGAUAGGAAUUGGGUGAAACGGGAAAGAUUCUGUUUUUGUGUUUAUGUCUGGGCCUGAUCAGGAAAUUUCCUCUAGCAGCGGUGGCGGUGGCAAUGAAGAUGAAGAUGGGGUUGUUAACCCAUCACGAAAAGAUGGUGUUAAAGAGGGAAUCGGAGGAAAGACCGAAGACGAAUCCAAAAGGGUGUUUGUGUUUAGAUUUGGGAAGGCAAAGAAGACUCUGCAGCUGCUGCGGAGGAAGAGGAGGAAAAAGAAGCAGAAGAAGGGUGGUGGUGGUUUGGUGAAUUCCGGUGGGUGUUUUGGUGGUUGGGGCGGCGGUGGGAUGGUCGGAUGUUGCUUGUGUGGAAAGCAAACGGCGGCAUUGGAUUCCUCAGCGGCAUUGCAUAAAGCUCUUGGGUUCAGGGAGGUUUCUCUUCUAAAUCCUAUAUCAGUGGGACUGCAAAAGUUCUCGAAAACCCUUUGAUGUGAUUGUCCACAGGCUAAUGGGCAUGCAGCUUAGCUGUUGAUUUUGAGCCGUUAUGAAGUUCUUAUGACUGCUGCUGGUGCCUUGCUGUUGCAUAAACUUGCUGCUUACACGCCUGCAGUCUAUUCCUAGAGGUAGCUUGAGCAGAAAUUGUUAUGCAAUGGUUCAAGUCAAGGGGUUUUUGAACUUACUGGUUAUGAGAGUGACACCAUAUAAAUUUCAUGAUGACGGGCCAUGGAGAGGUGAUAGCUGAAUAUACAAAACCCGGCCUAGAGCCCUAUUUGGGUUUUGCUGUAUCCUGCAACUGGUAUUCCUCGGGCUGCAUGGUUACUGUUCAUGAAGAAUGAAGUAUGCAUGAUUUGUGAUUGCUGAGCGAAGAAUGUUGGGGUUAUUCCAGAUCAGAAGGUUUAGGCAGUUUAAUAAAUGAUUGUGAAUAUAAUAGAUAAAUGUGUAUAUACAAGUUAGUUUAGUGUAUAUAAUGUAAUUAAGGCUGAAUUGUAUGUUCUGUAUAGUGUCAGGACUUAGUUGUAAUAUAGAUAGCUUAGGCGGCUAGUGUUAUUAUUAGCCUGAUAUAAAUACACAAUCUAUGUCUGAUUGUAAAGGACGAGAACUUAGACAAAUUGGUUACUCAGUUCUUAAUACAGAAUAUUCCCAAACUUUCUUUCU
Molecule: messenger RNA, 1593 nt
Organism: Oldenlandia corymbosa var. corymbosa
Lineage: Eukaryota; Viridiplantae; Streptophyta; Magnoliopsida; Gentianales; Rubiaceae
Source: the annotation of a GenBank genome assembly